Molecule: messenger RNA, 1398 nt
Organism: Podospora pseudocomata
Lineage: Eukaryota; Fungi; Ascomycota; Sordariomycetes; Sordariales; Podosporaceae
Exons: 3
Coding region: 1-1398 (465 amino acids)
Biological process (GO): transcription elongation by RNA polymerase II
Cellular component (GO): Cdc73/Paf1 complex
Molecular function (GO): RNA polymerase II complex binding; chromatin binding
Source: RefSeq, a predicted model, not a curated record
AUGUCGCGACCAGAAAAGUACUCGCAGGAUUACAUUGCGAGAAUCCGAUACUCCAAUGCCCUCCCUCCACCUCCCAUCCCGCCGAAGCUGCUGAACAUCCCCAGCGUUGGUCUAGCUAGCGGCCAGUACACCAACCCCAACUUCGCGUCCCAUCUCGCCCGCAUUCAGCCAUUGAACAUCGAGGCCGAUGGCGAACUCGGAAUGCCGCUCGAUCUGGUGGGGAUGCCGGGUGUUUUUGAUGGCGAUGAGAGCUCAAUCCAAGCCCCCUCCGAACCUCCCCCGAUCCAUCCCCACGACAGAGCCCUCCUCCGUCCCCUCGGCAGCCUAGGCAAGCCCAAGUCCCAGAACCAGGGCGUGUCCUUCCUCCGCCGGACGGAAUACAUCUCCAACACUCCCACCACCGUCUCCCGCCCCAAAGCCGACCCCUUCCUUCGACCCUCGGCCGGCAACGCCGCUCCCAAGCGCCCCAUCAAGCGCAAGGCCUCCCCAGAGCCAGACAGGGGAACACCAGCCUGGAUCAAGCGGCGCAUCGAGAAAUCAUUCGAAGCCGCGGCCGUCGGCCUGGCGGACAGGACCAAAGUCAAGCACCCCUCCAAACGCACCAACUGUACCAUUGUCGAGUCGUUCCCCCUCCUGCCCGACCUGGAAGCCUUUCCCGACUCUGGCGCCUACGUCACGGUCAAGUUCCAGACCAACCCCGUCACUGCAACGGACAAGUACGACACCCGCAUGCUGUCUGGUAUCCUCAAGCCCAUCACCCGCUCCCAGGCCGAGGACGAGGCCUACCAGCAGGCGUAUGAGGCUUGGGCUCGCGAUCCGGAUCACACCCCCAAGCCGUUGCAGAUGAUGAACUACGACUUUUACCUACCGCAGGAUGGCAAGACGGGGGAGAGGUUCCGGGAGAAAUUCGAUGUGGACAACCCGGAUAAGGAGAAGGAGUCGUUGUAUACCGCUACUGAUGGCGAGGGUAGGGGUGUUUUCAAGUUUCCGAGGGUCAGGGCGUAUGAGACGGCUACGGAGAAGGAGAUGGAUCACCAUACGAAGUAUGCGGAGGAGGUUAUCCUUGCGUAUCGGAAUGAUGAGACGGGGAGCAAGGGACGGAGGGAUGAUAGUGCGCAGAAGGGGGUUUAUUACUACCCUGUCAUGCAGAGGACCACGAUUCGGAACCAGAGGACGAAGAAUAUUGCGAGGACGAUUGGGGUGCUGCCGCAGGGUGAGGAGGAGGAGGCGAGGGUGGGGGAGCUGGAGGUUACGGUUGGGGAGCCGAGUGAGGAGUUGAGGCAGGAGUUGGAGAGGUUUAAGAGCAUGCCUGUUGGGAUGCUGAGGGGGAUGAGGAUUGAGUUGGAAGAAAAAGUGGCUUUUUUAGGCUCGGGGCUUUGGCGCGUUAUUGAGGGUUGA